AUGACUAAAGAUAACCACGGCAACGAGUACACCUACAGCGGCUCUGGCACCAACAGCCAGGGCAACCACUACUGCAACCGAGACUACGGCUCCGAUGCUGCCAACCAAAAUGCUUAUCACUACUCCAACCAGAAUGGAUCGUACUACUACUCCAACUCUGACGGUAGCACCUACUACAACAAUGGCCAGGGCGAGGCCACCUACAACCCGCCAGCUUCGUCCGACUCGUCCAACUCGGGCAGCUCGGGCAGCUCGGGCAGCUCGGACAGCUCUUCCAACUCGACCGGCCAGAAGUGA
Penicillium longicatenatum is the source of this 297-nucleotide messenger RNA. RefSeq lists its product as uncharacterized. NCBI's taxonomy places the organism in Eukaryota, Fungi, Ascomycota, Eurotiomycetes, Eurotiales, Aspergillaceae. The record is from RefSeq and is a predicted model, not a curated record. Bases 1 to 297 code for a protein of 98 amino acids. The transcript has 3 exons.